UCUCUCUUUCCAGCCGCCCCUAGUUCUGAAACUUUAAAGAACUUUUUUCUUUCUUUCUUUCUUUUUUUUCUUCCUUCUGAGAACACCAGGGGAAAGAGGAGUCUGGAGAGAGGGAGGGAGAGAGUAAGGCAGUUGGCCAGAAGGGCUGGGGGGUGGGAGGGGGGGACGCGUCCCCGCGGUCGGUCAGUCUGUUUGCGGGGCACAGGAUCGCGUGGAAAUCUGCUGCGAGCUCCACGGGGCCACCUCCGCCGCCCAGAGCCAGGGUCCGUGCGGCAGCUGCCCAGCGAGCCCUUCCGCCGCCGCCGUUGUGCCCGGGACCGCCCGCCUCCCGCCGGCCCGCUCUCCCGCCCCUCGGACCCGGGCGCCAAACGAGGAGGUGGGCAGCUUCGCCGGCCAUGGACCGCCGGAGCUGAGUCGCCGCCGCGGAGCUCCCAGCUCUCGCCCUUCCCCAGCCUCGCGCCCGCGGUGCACUCGCUCUUCUUCGCCCUUCGCCCUGGAAAAACGGGGAAAAGAGAGAUCAACCCGAAGAGAGAAAGAACGGGAUACGUGUUGGUGGGGGGGGGGGAGCCCGCGUCUCCCCUGGGUUAGUCGCACCCCUCCAGCUCACCGCACAGCAAUAAGUUCCGGGGCGACUUUCACCUAUUUUGCUCCCCGUUUUUGCCGAACCCUAAAAUGAAAGGACACAAUUUGGGGCUAACUCUUGCAGCUCAGAUGGCGACUUGUGCGUUUUCAGCGGCAUCUCCCGGAGAAAAAGCCAUGCGCGCCUGAUUGUUCUGUGGCCCCAAAGCUGCAGCGGGGGUGUGUGUGUUGGGGUGUGUGUCUGUGUGUGUACAGAGACGUCCACACUAACUCGCGGCUGCAGGAUCAGCGUCUGGAAGCAGACGUUUCGGCUACAGACCCAGAGAGGAGGAGCUGGAGAUCAGGAGGCGUGAGCCGCCAAGAGUUUGCAGAAUCUGUGGUGUGAAUGAACUGGGGGCACCUGGGCGCACAGAUCGUCCCCCUUCCCCCGCCCCGGGCCAAAGUUGAGUAGUGGGACAUUUUUUUCACCCUCUUGUGAAGAAUUUCUUUUUAUUAUUAUUUGUCGUAAGGUCUUUUGCACAAUCACGCCCACAUUUGGGGUUGGAAAGCCCUAAUUACCGCCGUCGCUGAUGGACGUUGGAAACGGAGCGCCUCUCCGUGGAACAGUUGCCUGCGCGCCCUCGCCGGACCCGCGGCUCCCUAGUUGCGCCCCGACCAGGCCCUGCCCUUGCUGCCGGCUCGCGCGCGUCCGCGCCCCCUCCAUUCCUGGGCGCAUCCCAGCCCUGCCCCAACUCGGGAGUCCAGGCCCGGGCGCCCGUGCCCGCUUCAGCUUCGGUUCACUGCGCCCGCCGGACGCGCGCCGGAGGACUCCGCAGCCCUGCUCCUGACCGUCCCCCCAGGCUUAACCCGGUCGCUCCGCUCGGAUUCCUCGGCUGCCCUCGCUCGGGUGGCGACUUCCUCCCCGCGCCCCCUCCCCCUCGCCAUGAAGGGACUGCCUGCGGAGGAGGAGUUGGGCGUUGCGAGACUUUAGGUGUGCAUCCGGCUGCUCCCCGCGCCCUCCGAGCGUCCUCUGAACAAUUUUGCUACUGAGGUUUCCUCUCCCUCAUCCCUCAUCACGCCUGGCCCGCACCGUGGUUGGUAAAGAAGGAUCAAGAACACCUUUAAUCCGACGCGAAGGCUUUGAGGGAUACAUAGAAAGGGAGCCACGUCUUUGAGCUGCUCUGGAUUGAAGAGGAGGACUCGGGAACGCCCUCCUCCACCUCACUCCUCUGAAGUCCAUUGGAAUAUUAAGCCCAGGAGUUGCUUUGGGGAUGGCUGGAAGUGCAAUGUCUUCCAAGUUCUUCCUAAUGGCUUUGGCCAUAUUUUUCUCCUUCGCCCAGGUUGUAAUUGAAGCCAAUUCUUGGUGGUCGCUAGGUAUGAAUAACCCUGUUCAGAUGUCAGAAGUAUAUAUUAUAGGAGCACAGCCUCUCUGCAGCCAACUGGCAGGACUUUCUCAAGGACAGAAGAAACUGUGCCACUUGUAUCAGGACCACAUGCAGUACAUCGGAGAAGGCGCGAAGACAGGCAUCAAAGAAUGCCAGUAUCAAUUCCGACACCGAAGGUGGAACUGCAGCACUGUGGAUAACACCUCUGUUUUUGGCAGGGUGAUGCAGAUAGGCAGCCGCGAGACGGCCUUCACAUACGCGGUGAGCGCAGCAGGGGUGGUGAACGCCAUGAGCCGGGCGUGCCGCGAGGGCGAGCUGUCCACCUGCGGCUGCAGCCGCGCCGCGCGCCCCAAGGACCUGCCGCGGGACUGGCUCUGGGGCGGCUGCGGCGACAACAUCGACUAUGGCUACCGCUUUGCCAAGGAGUUCGUGGACGCCCGCGAGCGGGAGCGCAUCCACGCCAAGGGCUCCUACGAGAGUGCUCGCAUCCUCAUGAACCUGCACAACAACGAGGCGGGCCGCAGGACGGUGUACAACCUGGCUGAUGUGGCCUGCAAGUGCCAUGGGGUGUCCGGCUCAUGUAGCCUGAAGACAUGCUGGCUGCAGCUGGCAGACUUCCGCAAGGUGGGUGAUGCCCUGAAGGAGAAGUACGACAGCGCGGCGGCCAUGCGGCUCAACAGCCGGGGCAAGUUGGUGCAGGUCAACAGCCGCUUCAACUCGCCCACCACACAAGACCUGGUCUACAUCGACCCCAGCCCUGACUACUGCGUGCGCAAUGAGAGCACCGGCUCGCUGGGCACGCAGGGCCGCCUGUGCAACAAGACGUCGGAGGGCAUGGAUGGCUGCGAGCUCAUGUGCUGCGGCCGUGGCUACGACCAGUUCAAGACCGUGCAGACGGAGCGCUGCCACUGCAAGUUCCACUGGUGCUGCUACGUCAAGUGCAAGAAGUGCACGGAGAUCGUGGACCAGUUUGUGUGCAAGUAGUGGGUGCCACCCAGCACUCAGCCCCGCUCCCAGGACCCGCUUAUUUAUAGAAAGUACAGUGAUUCUGGUUUUUGGUUUUUAGGAAUAUUUUUUAUUUUUCCCCAAGAAUUGCAACCGGAACCAUUUUUUUUCGUGUUACCAUCUAAGAACUCUGUGGUUUAUUAUUAAUAUUAUAAUUAUUAUUUGGCAAUAAUGGGGGUGGGAACCAAGAAAAAUAUUUAUUUUGUGGAUCUUUGAAAAGGUAAUACAAGACUUUUUUUGAUAGUAUAGAAUGAAGGGGAAAUAACACAUAGCCUAACUUAGCUGUGUGGACAUGGUACACAUCCAGAAGGUAAAGAAAUACAUUUUCUUUUUCUCAAAUAUGCCAUCAUAUGGGAUGGGUAGGUUCCAGUUGAAAGAGGGUGGUAGAAAUCUAUUCACAAUUCAGCUUCUAUGACCAAAAUGAGUUGUAAAUUCUCUGGUGCAAGAUAAAAGGUCUUGGGAAAACAAAACAAAACAAAACAAAACAAACCUCCCUUCCCCAGCAGGGCUUCUAGCCUGCUUUCUGCAUUUUCAAAAUGAUAAUUUACAAUGGAAGGACAAGAAUGUCAUAUUCUCAAGGAAAAAAGGUAUAUCACAUGUCUCAUUCUCCUCAAAUAUUCCAUUUGCAGACAGACCGUCAUAUUCUAAUAGCUCAUGAAAUUUGGGCAGCAGGGAGGAAAGUCCCCAGAAAUUAAAAAAUUUAAAACUCUUAUGUCAAGAUGUUGAUUUGAAGCUGUUAUAAGAAUUAGGAUUCCAGAUUGUAAAAAGAUCCCCAAAUGAUUCUGGACACUAGAUUUUUUUGUUUGGGGAGGUUGGCUUGAACAUAAAUGAAAAUAUCCUGUUAUUUUCUUAGGGAUACUUGGUUAGUAAAUUAUAAUAAUAAAAAUAAUACAUGAAUCCCAUUCACAGGUUCUCAGCCCAAGCAACAAGGUAAUUGAGUGCCAUUCAGCACUGCACCAGAGCAGACAACCUAUUUGAGGAAAAACAGUGAAAUCCACCUUCCUCUUCACACUGAGCCCUCUCUGAUUCCUCUGUGUUGUGAUGUGAUGCUGGCCACGUUUCCAAACGGCAGCUCCACUGGGUCCCCUUUGGUUGUAGGACAGGAAAUGAAACAUUAGGAGCUCUGCUUGGAAAACAGUUCACUACUUAGGGAUUUUUGUUUCCUAAAACUUUUAUCUUGAGGAGCAGUAGUUUUCUAUGUUUUAAUGACAGAACUUGGCUAAUGGAAUUCACAGAGGUGUUGCAGCGUAUCACUGUUAUGAUCCUGUGUUUAGAUUAUCCACUCGUGCUUCUCCUAUUGUACUGCAGAUGUACCUUAAAACUGUUCCCAGUGUACUUGAACAGUUGCAUUUAUAAGGGGGGAAAUGUGGUUUAAUGGUGCCUGAUAUCUCAAAGUCUUUUGUACAUAACAUAUAUAUAUAUACAUAUAUAUAAAUAUAAAUAUAAAUAUAUCUCAUUGCAGCCAGUGAUUUAGAUUUACAGUUUACUCUGGAGUUAUUUCUCAGUCUAGAGCAUUGUUGUCCUUCACUGCAGUCCAGUUGGGAUUAUUCCAAAAGUUUUUUGAGUCUUGAGCUUGGGCUGUGGCCCUGCUGUGAUCAUACCUUGAGCACGACGAAGCAACCUUGUUUCUGAGGAAGCUUGAGUUCUGACUCACUGAAAUGCGUGUUGGGUUGAAGAUAUCUUUUUUCUUUUCUGCCUCACCCCUUUGUCUCCAACCUCCAUUUCUGUUCACUUUGUGGAGAGGGCAUUACUUGUUCAUUAUAGACAUGGACGUUAAGAGAUAUUCAAAACUCAGAAGCAUCAGCAAUGUUUCUCUUUUCUUAGUUCAUUCUGCAGAAUGGAAACCCAUGCCUAUUAGAAAUGACAGUACUUAUUAAUUGAGUCCCUAAGGAAUAUUCAGCCCACUACAUAGAUAGCUUUUUUUUUUUUUAAUAAGGACACCUCUUUCCAAACAGUGCCAUCAAAUAUGUUCUUAUCUCAGACUUACGUUGUUUUAAAAGUUUGGAAAGAUACACAUCUUUCAUACCCCCCUUAGGCAGGUUGGCUUUCAUAUCACCUCAGCCAACUGUGGCUCUUAAUUUAUUGCAUAAUGAUAUUCACAUCCCCCCAGUUGCAGUGAAUUGUGAGCAAAAGAUCUUGAAAGCAAAAAGCACUAAUUAGUUUAAAAUGUCACUUUUUUGGUUUUUAUUAUACAAAAACCAUGAAGUACUUUUUUUAUUUGCUAAAUCAGAUUGUUCCUUUUUAGUGACUCAUGUUUAUGAAGAGAGUUGAGUUUAACAAUCCUAGCUUUUAAAAGAAACUAUUUAAUGUAAAAUAUUCUACAUGUCAUUCAGAUAUUAUGUAUAUCUUCUAGCCUUUAUUCUGUACUUUUAAUGUACAUAUUUCUGUCUUGCGUGAUUUGUAUAUUUCACUGGUUUAAAAAACAAACAUCGAAAGGCUUAUGCCAAAUGGAAGAUAGAAUAUAAAAUAAAACGUUACUUGUAUAUUGGUAAGUGGUUUCAAUUGUCCUUCAGAUAAUUCAUGUGGAGAUUUUUGGAGAAACCAUGACGGAUAGUUUAGGAUGACUACAUGUCAAAAUAAUAGAAGAGUGGUGAAUUUUACCAAAACCAAGCUUUUUGGAAGCUUCAAAAGGUUUCUAUAUGUAAUGGAACAAAAGGGGAAUUCUCUUUUCCUAUAUAUGUUCCUCACAAAAAAAAAAAAAAGAAAUCAAGCAGAUGGCUUAAAGCUGGUUAUAGGAUUGUUCACAUUCUUUUAGCAUUAUGCAUGUAACUUAAUUGUUUUAGAGCGUGUUGCUAUUGUAACAUCCCAGAGAAGAACGAAAAGGCACAUGCUUUUAUCCGUGACCAGAUUUUUAGUCCAAAAAAAUGUAUUUUUUUGUGUGUUUACCACUGCAACUAUUGCACCUCUCUAUUUGAAUUUACUGUGGACCAUGUGUGGUGUCUCUAUGCCCUUUGAAAGCAGUUUUUAUAAAAAGAAAGCCCGGGUCUGCAAAGAAUGAAAACUGGUUGGAAACUAAAGGUUCAUUGUGUUAAGUGCAAUUAAUACAAGUUCUUGUGCUUUUCAAAAAUGUACACAGAAAUCUGGACAGUGCUGCACAGAUUGAUACAUUAGCCUUUGCUUUUUCUCUUUCCGGAUAACCUUGUAACAUAUUGAAACCUUUUAAGGAUGCCAAGAAUGCAUUAUUCCACAAAAAAACAGUAGACCAACAUAUAGAGUGUUUAAAAUAGCAUUUCUGGGCAAAUUCAAACUCUUGUGGUUCUAGGACUCACAUCUGUUUCAGUUUUUCCUCAGUUGUAUAUUGACCAGUGUUCCUUAUUGCAAAAACAUAUACCCGAUUUAGCAGUGUCAGCGUAUUUUUUCUUCUCAUCCUGGAGCAUAUUCAAGAUCUUCCCAAUACAAGAAAAUUAAUAAAAAAUUUAUAUAUAGGCAGCAGCAAAAGAGCCAUGUUCAAAAUAGUCAUUAUGGGCUCAAGUAAAAAGAAGACUUUUAAGUUUUAAUCCAGUUUAUCUGUUGAGUUCUGUGAGCUACUGACCUCCUGAGACUGGCACUGUGUAAGUUUUAGUUGCCUACCCUAGCUCUUUUCUCAUACAAUUUUGCCAAUACCAAGUUUCAAUUUGUUUUUACAAAACAUUAUUCAAGCCACUAGAAUUAUCAAAUAUGAUGCUAUGGCAGAAUAAGUACUCUAAAUAAGAGACCGGUACUAGCUAACUCCAAGAGAUCGUUAGCAGCAUCAGUCCACAAAGACUUAGUGGCCCACAAUAUAUAGAGAGAUAGAAAAGGUAGUUAUAACUUGAAGCAUGUAUUUAAUGCAAAUAGGCACGAAGGCACAGGUCUAAAAUACUACAUUGUCACUGUAAGCUAUACUUUUAAAAUAUUUAUUUUUUUUAAAGUAUUUUCUAGUCUUUUCUCUCUCUGUGGAAUGGUGAAAGAGAGAUGCCGUGUUUUGAAAGUAAGAUGAUGAAAUGAAUUUUUAAUUCAAGAAACAUUCAGAAACAUAGGAAUUAAAACUUAGAAAAAUGAUCUAAUUUCCCUGUUCACACAAACUUUACACUUUAAUCUGAUGAUUGGAUAUUUUAUUUUAGUGAAACAUCAUCUUGUUAGCUAACUUUAAAAAAUGGAUGUAGAAUGAUUAAAAGUUGGUGUGAUUUUUUUUAAUGUAUCAGUUUGAACCUGGAAGUUUGAAUUAAAAUGCUGUCUCAGUAUUUUAAAAGCAAAAAAGGAAUGGAGGAAAAUUGCAUCUUAGACCAUUUUUAUAUGCAGUGUACAAUUUGCUGGGCUAGAAAUGAGAUAAAGAUUAUUUAUUUUUGUUCAUAUCUUGUACUUUUCUAUUAAAAUCAUUUUAUGAAA
Molecule: messenger RNA, 7295 nt
Organism: Gorilla gorilla gorilla (western lowland gorilla)
Lineage: Eukaryota; Metazoa; Chordata; Mammalia; Primates; Hominidae
Gene: WNT5A
Product: Wnt family member 5A
Exons: 6
Coding region: 1830-2927 (365 amino acids)
Biological process (GO): canonical Wnt signaling pathway; cell fate commitment; neuron differentiation
Cellular component (GO): extracellular region
Molecular function (GO): cytokine activity; frizzled binding
Source: RefSeq, a predicted model, not a curated record